Molecule: messenger RNA, 706 nt
Organism: Neoarius graeffei (lesser salmon catfish)
Lineage: Eukaryota; Metazoa; Chordata; Actinopteri; Siluriformes; Ariidae
Gene: spef1
Product: sperm flagellar 1
Exons: 7
Coding region: 1-699 (232 amino acids)
Biological process (GO): regulation of cytoskeleton organization
Cellular component (GO): axoneme
Molecular function (GO): microtubule binding
Source: RefSeq, a predicted model, not a curated record
AUGAUGAAUAAGGAGCUAAGUGAAGAAGCACUGCUAGAUCUCUACGCUUGGAUCGAUAAAAUAAAAUUCUCCAGACCUAUGAGGAAUAUCUCCCGCGACUUCAGUGAUGGAGUUAUGGCUGCUGAAGUUGUGAAGCACUUCUUCCCCAAACUGGUGGAGCUACACAACUACACACCUGCACACUCCACUCAACAGAAACUGAGUAACUGGAACACACUAAACAGGAAGGUUUUCUCCAAGCUAAAUUUCCAUCUACCAGUGGACACUUUAAACAAGCUCACAAACAGCACCCCAGGCAGCAUUGAGCUGGUUCUGUGUGCCCUCAGAGAGAGAUUAGAGCGCAAAAAAGCAGGGAGAGUUUUAGAUGGAACCCAGGAUUUAGAAUGCAACAGCACUGUAAAUGAAAAAGCAAAAACGGAAAAUGACCAGAGCACCCUUGAAAAUUCUCACAAGACAGCAGGUCCUGCGAAAAAGAUACAGAAAUCUAACCCUCCGAUAGUACCAGGUGAAAAUGUAGACCCAUCCUUCCGCUUGCUUUUGGAGGAGAAGGAGCAGGCUCUGUUGGUUUUACAGGAGACUGUAGAGAUUUUACAGAUAAAAGUGAACAGACUGGAGCAUCUGGUUCAUCUGAAGGAUUUGCGCAUUGAGGAUCUGACUAAGCGCUUGGAGAGAUAUAAAACCCACACCAAUAUUCCAUGAACGCCAG